This is a messenger RNA of Engraulis encrasicolus (European anchovy), 4014 nucleotides long. It is a transcript of the gene mif4gda, whose product is annotated as MIF4G domain containing a. Gene Ontology annotation, biological process: regulation of translational initiation. The record is from RefSeq and is a predicted model, not a curated record. Lineage: Eukaryota; Metazoa; Chordata; Actinopteri; Clupeiformes; Engraulidae. The coding region runs from base 377 to 1039 and encodes 220 amino acids. Gene Ontology annotation, cellular component: cytosol. The transcript is spliced from 6 exons. Gene Ontology annotation, molecular function: translation activator activity; RNA binding; protein binding.
GGCGGUUUGGGUUCCUGUGAAGCAUUUGGCAAGAAAUGUCAAAUUAUUGGACGGCGGUGUAAGCUGCAUCGUGAAGUUGUGAACUUCCACAUUUGUUCUACUGGCAAAACGAAGGGUGCCAGUGGUAGAACGACCAACCUGUCUUGGCUGUCCCCGGAGAAUUCAAUGGGAAUUCCCAUUAUCUGUGAAAAGUAAAUACAGGUAGUAGCUAACUUGCCUAGCCAAUAAUGCUAGCUAUCACGGUAAAAUACCCAUUUUAGAUACUUAGGACGUUUUGCCACUCUUGGAAAUACAUCAAUUUAACGAAGAGACAACAACAAUUCCGCCUAAUCUCCUCACAUGUGUGUGCACCCACCCAGAGGUUUACUGCAGCAGCAUGGAUCCUGUUAUCGAGUUCAAACUUCAGACCUUGGAUGAGAAAUCACAGGAACUUUUGAAAGCAGCGUUAGUGGACCCUCGCUCGGUGGAUUUGGAGAAAGCGUCCAAUGUUAUUGUGGACCAAGCGUUGAAGGAUGGCUCUUUUUGCAAAGAAGCUGGGAGGAUCAUCUUUACACUGAUCAAGGAGGAAUCCAUCUUCAGCAACACUACAGUGUUCCGCCGGAACCUGCUCAACCGCAUGCAGCGAGAGUUCCUGGCUCGAGAGGAGAAGCGGAAAAGCUCUCUGUCGCAGUGGAUCUGUCUUGUUAACUUCAUAUGCACUGUGUUUGACUACCUCAAGGUGAACGACGAACCCAUGGCAGCUCUUGUUCAUCCUGUGUACGAUUGUUUGUUCAGGCUAGCACAACCAGAUGCUCUUACCAAUGAAGAAGAGGUGGACUGCCUAGCCAUGCAGCUGCACCGCGUGGGCCAGCAGCUGGAGCGCAUGGAGGCGGGCCGCAUGGACGACCUGUUCUGCGCGCUGCGCGACGGCUUCCUGCUGCAGGCGGGCCUCAGCUCCAUGACGCGCCUGCUCCUGCUGGAGGUGCUGGAGUUCCGGGCCGGCGGCUGGCUGCUUAGCGACUGCGCCCACAACUACUACUACAGCGAGGUGGCCAACUGAAGGGAGAUCGGCCGGGCCGGUGCAGCCAGCCGGCCAACCAGUCAGCUAAAGGUAACACUUAACUUGACGCCGGUGUCAUAUGCAUGUCAUAAUAGUGUCAUGUCACAGUCGUAGAUAAGUCAUAAACAUUAUGUCCAUGUCAUAAACAUUUUAUGACUGUUGGCCUUAAGUGACAUUUGGUUAUGGUAAAGACAACCUUGGGUGCCAUGACGCUAUUAUGACACUGUAAUGACAUGCUUAUGACACCGGCGUCAAGUUAAGUGUUAGCCAGCUAACUAAUCCGCCCCAGUUAGGCGGCCACUGACAAGCAAUGAUUGACAUCUAAGCUUUAAGGCAGCUAGUCAGUUCCAGUUAGGUAGCCUAGUGACUGGCUGAAAAGUCAUACAGUAAAACAAAUGAACAUUCAUUGCUAGUCAUUUCAGUGGCUGAUUGGCUUUCAGAUAUAGUAGUUAGUACAGCUCUAAGAGUGCGUCUUAAUAUGCGACCUUGCCUCCUCCACUUGCUUCUCGUCAUGAUGACAUCACUGACAACAGCAUUAUAUUUCAAUAUCUUGCAAAAGCUCAAUUGUAGAGUCUUUUUCUCAUUUGCAAUUGGGAUGGUGAAUGAAAAACAGUCCCUCGAAAGUUGUUGUGGCUAGGCUGACAGCUGGGAAACUUUAUCGUUUUCUCCACGGAGGAGGGGCCAGGAGGCGGGACGAGGAGACAAGCGCAAGUGGAGGAGGCAAGGUCGCAUAUUAAUACGCACUCUAAGUCAUUUGGAGUAUGUGGCACUGGGCUGUGAACCAAUGAAUCCAGGUUGCCCAUCAUUGCUAGUCAGCCAGUCACUGGGAGAGCUUAGGGGUGCAUUUCUCAAAACCAAAGUGGCUUACUACAUUAGCUACUUUGUUGUUUUCAAUGCAUUUUCCCAUUGGCAACUACCGAAGUUGCUAACAGGCUAACAACUUCUCUUUUGAGAAAUGAACCCCUGAGCUGUACUACUACUACUACAAGGAGACAGUCAGUCACUGCAAUGACCACCAAUGAAGGGCUAGAUGUACAAAAAAAAGUAAUGUUCAUUUGUUUUAUUGUAUCUUGCAUAACAAAGAAAAUGACAAUGACUCACACAGUCAGUCAGAUGUUAAAUGUUCAUUUGGUUGUUGUUUUUUUUAACUAUAAGUUAGUGGAGCAUGUAGGGAGCCAAUUGGUGGUCCUCAUUUGACUGGUGGAAAGAACGUAUCCACCCGCAUGCUUUCCAAAGUGCAUUCUGGGUAGAAAAUGUUGCAUUUGGGAAAAGACUUGAAGACAUUCGUUGCAAAAUGGCGUAUAUACAUUUUUGACAUUAUAUACAAAUUGACAUUUUUGUAUUGGGCGUUAACAAUCGAGUCCACCUUCUACAAUAUUUUAAAAAUCAGACUGUAUUACUUGAGUUAGUUGAAGGCAAGGUACACGUUUUUAAAAUCAAUAUUUUUUUUUGAUUAAGUUCAGCGCAUAAAUAAAGGUUGAAACUGAUGAAGAAAUGCAGCAUAUCUACCAUAAGAUUAUGAGGGAUUUUUGCAGGUUUCUUACAUGUUUUAAGGUCAUUUUGCAAACAGUGGUCUAUCGGAUAGGUCUUCUUGCAAACAAAAUGCAUUUAUAUAGGGUUCAAAAAGCAUGUUCUCACAAUAUUUUAAUGGAAAGAAUUCACCCAUAAAUAAAGAACAGUCAUUUCAGAUGAUAAAAUGCAGAAGUCAAAAAAUGGCUUAACAAAGAUCUUCAUUUCCAGCUCCAUAUCUAACCAUAAUGCAACAUUGCCAGCCCAAAAUGCAUUUCUGAUCGCAUGCAGGUGCACCUGUUUCUACGGCCCCGUUUUGAGAUGCCGCAUGCUGAGAAAAUUGUGCAAUCACAAUUGAUUCUGGUCAAAAAUUCAUAACCAGAAUGCAUUGUAAUUUCGCAAUGCACAUACACAUCGCACAGAUUUUCGAUUUUUUUUUUUUCGGCCUGCGCCAUCUCGAACAAGCCCUACAACUCGAGUGAGGCCUAUGUGACUUACGGUAACCUCUCAUGGUGUACUGUGUAGUGAGUGAAUAAAUAUAUUGGACAAAGGGUAAUGUAAUCCUCUUCAGGGUCUUGUACAAGUGGUAGGGGAUAUUAUUGGAUAGAAUGGCUAAGACCGUUGAAUGGACAUCUAAUGUGAGACUAUGGAGGGGGAGGUUUGGUUGAUGUUAGCAAGGUUUGUUUUAUGUUAAAACAUGGUGUUGACCGACUCCUGAAUCGAGAUUAGAAGUUGGCGUUCUUUUCCGAACAUGCUGAAAAUGGAGUGUGGAAACUUUUUAACUGGUCACUGUUUGUGCAGUUGCACAAGUUCAUUUCUGUGACCAUAACACUGGAUAACUUUUUCUUGUGAGAAUGUGAAAACCAGCCUCAACUCUCCCACUGCCUGUACAACAGAGGGUGUUUUUCUUUCUUUCUUUCUUUUAAAGCAUUUAAGGCCUUCCUCAUACAUUUCUUUUGUUAUUGUUGUUUGCAAUAUAAUUUUAAAGAAUUUCUAUAAAUUGUACUGUGUUAAUUAAACAUUCCAUUUAUCUGGCUUUAACUGCAACCAAUCAGCACAAUCCGUUGAGGGUUUUUUCCAUCUGUUUUUUUGACUGCAACCAAUCAGCACAAUCCAUUGAGGGUUUUUCCAUCUGUGUUAUUUUGUUACAAGUUACAGUUGUUUGUGUCUCUCUGGGGAUUUGAUGCCAGCAGUAUCCUACAUUUAAAUAUUAAUGGUUUAAAAGCAGUUUACGUUUUGUUUUUAAGUAUAACUUAGUUAAACAGAUGUAGAAAUUAACCUUUUGACUUUCUGAACCGCUCUCCAGUGGUCUUUUGGUUCUAUGGGUUUUCUUUGGUUUCUUUUGUAAGCCUGUUUGGCAGUUGUGCUCCCAUUGUGGUAUGACGGUGUGUAAAAUAAUGAGCAUUUCAGGGACUUUUUGGUUGCAAUGUACUUUUUAAGUUUUUGAAUAAAGACGUUUGCAAAUA